CGUCAGGUUUCGCUACCGUCAAAGCAUUCUCCUGGGUGCGAGUUCAACAAAGUAAGAAGGCCAAGAAAGCGAGUUCCAUUUGACUAUGAUAUCACAAGGGAAAUUAUGUGCGAAUACUACCGCACAACAACCAAACGAGGAAUUACAUCUUGGCUCUGUGAAAGCAGCAAGACUGAACAAUGAAUUGCGAACUACUGAUGUUUCCAUGCAGACAGUCACCAGCUCACACAGUUUGGAUAAAACAAUGGAUAUUAAAGAUGAAGGUACACAGACGAAUGGCGACACGAGUCAACACGGAAGUUUAUCGGCUUUCGGUACGCCAGCCCAUGAAUCAGCGCAUGUGCAUCGCGUCAACAAGAGACCACCGGCUCAACAGCGUAAUGUGUCGGACCGCGCACCAGCCCGUGAACGUCCACCCUUUUAUCCACCUGGCCCUCGAUCGUGUAGAGAAGUCGAUUAUACUUCUGAAUCCACCCGGUUGGACCGAAUUCGACAUGCCCGGUCGUUGUACAGAAGGUCGUAUUACCUGAGUAUUCCAGCGUCUGGGACGACAAGAUAUAAAUCCAACCCCUGCCUCUCCCAGUGUCCGAAGCGUUCCAAGUCCAUGCUUAACUGUUCGCAAAACUCCUCGUAUACUGGUUCUUCGGGGCAGUCACAAAAUGGUGGACCAAUCAGUCAUGAACAAGCUGAGGAAUUGCAAAGAUCUGUAUCACUACGAACAAUUCCUCCGUUAACUCAGGAUACCAUGCCCGAUAAGGUGCCUUACUGGAGCACGCUGUGCAUGGAUCAAUCACCGGAAGCUGAAACUCAACAGCUGUCCGACUCUCUUGAGCCCAUGGCACCAGGCACUGUUCAACAAAGCCCGAGACGUAGCCCAGAGGAGAAAGGUCUAACAUCUGUGCCAGACUUCAUUCAUCUGGCCGAGUCAGGUAAUUCAAAGGGUACCUAUCGAUUGGACGUCACAUCAACGGAAUCACUGAAAAGGGACCUAUUAAAUUUGCAUGUCCAAGCCGAUGAAUUAGAUCGAAGGUGGAGGAAUACUGAUGAAGCUCCUGAGUCUAAGAAACUGAACAUUUUCACCAGCACCGCAAGAUGGACGUGGCCCGUCAGACAGCGCAAAGAUCAAUUUGUAUCAGAAAAGUCGUUUAAACUUGCGUUCCCCCCGCUUAAGUGCACAACCAGAUCGGUCUCCGCUGUGAGUACCAGCCGUGAAAUCCUUGUUCCUUUGAACUCCACCCAUCCGGUACAUGCUGCCAUGCUUCGGUCGACGGGUCCUGGACAAUCAUUGAGCAUAAUGCAAGCAAGGAUUGUAUACGAUCUGACAUUUAGACCGCUACAAAUGGAAACAUCGAUGGACUUUCCAGGCGGGGAUGAGGUAAGCACAGCCUCGAGUGAAUUGCCCGUUUAGCGGGAAUCUCAUGUCAACCGUGUUAAAUAUAUCGC
Molecule: messenger RNA, 1443 nt
Organism: Dicrocoelium dendriticum
Lineage: Eukaryota; Metazoa; Platyhelminthes; Trematoda; Plagiorchiida; Dicrocoeliidae
Source: the annotation of a GenBank genome assembly